Messenger RNA from Amoebophrya sp. A25, 640 nucleotides. The record is from the annotation of a GenBank genome assembly. Lineage: Eukaryota; Dinophyceae; Syndiniales; Amoebophryaceae.
AUGGACGCGCAUUUGUUGAGCAGCCUCGAGGACGAUCUCUGUCAUGGUGACGGCAUAGUUAUGCCGUUGCGAAAAUGUCACGGACAGCAAGAGCAACAUCCGUGCGCCAAUUCGGGACCAGCAUCGGCGUAUGUUGCGUCUUUUGAUCAGGAAGACCAUCACCAUCUUCUUAAGUACUCAAGAAAUCCACGAAUUACUCACUUGGGGCUGGUUCUUCAAGGCGUGGGAUUUGUCUCGAAGGGGAAGCUUCUGCUCCUAGAACCGAAGGCGUCCGCUCCUAGAGUUGGGGAGUUUGCUCCUAGAAUCGGAAGCGCCUGCUGUGUCGGCUAGCAGCGGCCGCCGUGGAUUUAGCCCGCAGCCAGCCUGGUAGGCGAGACGCGGGCGCAGGCGCGUCGGUCUUUGGGGGUGAGGACGUGCGUCUUUUGAUCAGGAAGACCAUCACCAUCUUCUUCGCCCCGGCAUCCGCUUCCUCCAAAUAUUUGCCUAUCUUUGCGACGAAGACGAUUUCGGUGGUCAGAUCUACUUUGUUUCUAAAACUCUCACCGCCAACGAAAUACACAAAUUACGUUUUCCCCUCGUCGUUUUUCUCUUGUAGCACUUUCUUGAUUAGAGUUACUUUGGCUCUGCGCUCGGCUGCUGG